AAUAGCACCAGGGUCUACAUUAAUUGCCUCAUUUCAAUCCUUCAACAUCUCCAUCAUUGCCAACAACGUACGAGCUGCGGAAAAACUCAUAAAGACUAUUGGAGGAAGAUACAGAAUUGGGGGAAAACGAAAGCAAAGAGAAAAUGUUAUUUUUGCUCCUUCUCCUCCCGAUGUCUGGCCUGGUGACCGAGGCUUUCUUCGGGUCACACUGCCAAGAAAUGCAAUUGAAACCGUGCACCAGGGGUUGCUCACGCGUCCUGGACCGUGAAUUCAACGGCGUAGCGAACCGCGUCCUGCCUGGCCACGUCUACCGUAACCUGACGGUAAGAUGUCAGUUUGUCUGCGCUCGGGUGUGUCUAGCCGAUCGCUGUUGUUUUUCUUUCCACUACUCGGAGGGGGAGAGGCGGUGUGAGCUGAACGGGGCUACAGCGUCGCGAUACCCGUUAGCUCUGAUUGAGAGAACCGGUACCAACUACUAUGGUCCGGAGGAGCCGAGUUUUGCUGAGCUGCUUACGAAUGGAAGAGAAGUUGCAAUAAGCCUGACCGACUGUUGGUACCGCACACACGCAUCAGCCGCCUCUGAGUGCAGGAAGACCGGCCAACACCUCUGCCUUCAGUGGGAACUUGACCACGCCUCUAAGGAGGGCUACCCUGCCACGCCUCUCUCAUGGUACGCUGACCCUGACAGCCAGGCCGUGCUGACCGAGACCGGAGUGACCUACCACGACCUGCCGCUGACCAGCCCGUCUCCAGGCUUAUGCUGCUCCCUCCCGAUGAGCUACCGACACCCAGUCCUUACUCGGGAGAGCUACGAUCUCGCAGAUCGUGCCGGGCAGGCCAGCGGUUGUUCCGAUCUGGCAGCUCAUCUCUGCACCCUAGCCGAGCUGAAGGAGGCUUACGAACACGGAUACCGAAGUUGGGACUGGUACUACUUGGCCACACCAAACCGCGAUGCAUCAGUUGCUGGAUGUAGUGAGUAUCAUUAUGGCGACGAAUGUUACCAAGAUACCAUAGCAAACACGCCGAGACCAGAAUGGCGCACACGCGCGUACUGCUGCCCAAAUCGUGCCUGACUCCAUAUCGGUCGGCCCAAACUGGCACUUUGUAUGUGAAGUGUAAGUUAUUGAACUGAGUUUCGAUAAUAAGUAUCGAUUUUAAUUAUUUGUAUUAGUACUUUGCUUUGUGUUGGGGAUGUAGUGUUAAAACCAGUUCACGUCGGAUGACGUGUGUACACGCAAAAG
Messenger RNA from Patiria miniata (bat star), 1241 nucleotides. RefSeq lists its product as uncharacterized. The transcript has 3 exons. The record is from RefSeq and is a predicted model, not a curated record. Bases 144 to 1073 code for a protein of 309 amino acids. Lineage: Eukaryota; Metazoa; Echinodermata; Asteroidea; Valvatida; Asterinidae.